Messenger RNA from Anguilla anguilla (European eel), 1670 nucleotides. It is a transcript of the gene slc24a5, whose product is annotated as solute carrier family 24 member 5. NCBI's taxonomy places the organism in Eukaryota, Metazoa, Chordata, Actinopteri, Anguilliformes, Anguillidae. Bases 126 to 1670 code for a protein of 514 amino acids. The record is from RefSeq and is a predicted model, not a curated record. Gene Ontology annotation, biological process: calcium ion transmembrane transport; melanocyte differentiation; intracellular calcium ion homeostasis. Gene Ontology annotation, cellular component: membrane. Gene Ontology annotation, molecular function: calcium, potassium:sodium antiporter activity; calcium channel activity. The transcript has 9 exons.
GAGGUGCAUGAGAAUUUGUGAGGGGCUUACGACCAGCCAAACCUGGGGUUUUAGCUGGCUUAGUGUAAGAGUCUCAUGACUUUCUCCAUCAUUUCAUACCAUCUCUGUUUUUGAAUUCAGGGACUAUGGAUAAAAACACAUUUUUGCACAAGAGGAAGAAAAGAAAGGAAGUGUUAUUUUAUAUCGCCUUAGUGCUACUCCUCAUAUACAGUGCGGUCCACUUAAUAUUCAAAGUUGCAGCAACUUCUCGAGAGCUUAGUUCCCCUAGAAUUCGCCGGGAUUUGGAAAAUGAAACGCAAUGCGUACAACCACAAUCUUCGGAAUUUCCAGAAGGGUUCUUCACCAAACAGGAAAGGAAGGACGGCGGGAUUAUUAUAUAUUUUAUUAUUAUUUUUUACAUGUUUCUGGCUGUGUCGAUUGUCUGCGAUGAUUACUUCCUGCCGUCUCUCGAGCUUAUCAGUGAACGUCUCGGACUUUCUCAAGACGUCGCGGGUGCAACUUUUAUGGCUGCGGGCAGCUCAGCACCAGAGCUGGUCACCGCAUUUUUAGGAGUGUUUGUCACAAAGGGAGACAUUGGGAUCAGCACUAUAGUGGGUUCUGCAGUCUACAACCUUCUUGGUAUUUGUGCAGCCUGUGGUCUCCUUACCUCUGUGGUUGGACGGCUUACCUGCUGGCCUUUGUUCCGAGACUGCAUUGCAUAUGCGAUAAGCGUUGCGGCUGUGAUUGCCAUUAUCUCAGAUAACAAGGUGUACUGGUAUGACGCAGCAUGCCUGUUGCUGGUGUACGGGGUGUACAUAGUCGUGCUGUGCUUCGACUUUCGCAUCAACGGCUACAUGAUGCGCAAGUUCAGCCCCUGCUGUGGCUGUCUGACGAAGUCCAUGGAGGACAGCGGAGAGCAGCAGCCCCUGAUUGGCUGGAAUGAGCAGAACAGCAUGCUGACACACCAGCGCUCUAGGACCGACAGCGGAAUAUUUCAGGACGACUCAGGCUACUCCCACCUCUCCCUCAGCCUGCACGGACUCAACGAGAUUGCAGAGGAUCAUCGUAGUGUCUUCGCCAUGCCAGAGAACGACCUGAAGAGAAUCCUGUGGGUGCUGUCGCUGCCAACCAUCCUGCUCCUGUACCUGACCGUGCCAGACUGCCGAAGAAGGUUCUGGAAGCGCUGCUUCAUGCUGACAUUCUUUAUGUCUGCACUGUGGAUCUCAGCUUUCACCUACAUACUGGUCUGGAUGGUCACUGUAGUGGGAGAAACGCUGGGAGUUCCGGACACGGUGAUGGGCCUGACACUCUUGGCAGCCGGCACCAGCAUCCCCGACACAGUGGCUAGCGUGAUGGUGGCAAGAGAAGGCAAGGCAGACAUGGCGAUGUCCAACAUAGUGGGGUCCAACGUGUUCGACAUGCUGUGCCUGGGGCUUCCCUGGUUCAUAAAGACUGUGUUUGUGGACACGUCAUCCCCUGUGGAGGUGAACAGCACGGGGUUGAUCUACACCGCCUGCACCCUCCUCCUCUCCAUCGUCUUCCUCUUCGUGGCCGUGCACCUGAACGGGUGGAGGCUGGACUGGAAGCUGGGCGUGUCGAGCCUGGUCCUCUACCUGCUCUUCGCCACCCUGUCCAUCCUGUACGAGCUGGGGAUCAUCGGCAACAACCCCAUACGGGCCUGCGGCGACUAA